Messenger RNA from Pseudopipra pipra, 490 nucleotides. Its product is annotated as cytochrome c oxidase subunit 6C. The record is from RefSeq and is a predicted model, not a curated record. The transcript has 4 exons. The coding region runs from base 127 to 360 and encodes 77 amino acids. Lineage: Eukaryota; Metazoa; Chordata; Aves; Passeriformes; Pipridae.
CGGCCGUGUUUGGCCCGCGCCGCCCGCCGUAGGCCGGCGCCCCGCGCAUGCGGAGUGGCGCGGGCGCAGCGGGAGCGCGGGCGGCGGCGUCAGGACCUCGGUGGGAGCGGAGGCAAUAAAGUCACCAUGUCGUCUGCACUGUUGCCCAAGCCACAAAUGCGGCGCCUGUUGGCCAGAAGGAUGAAGUUUCACCUUUUUGGGGCAUUUUUUGUGUCAAUAGGAUGUGCAGCUUUAUACAAGUUUGGAAUUGCUGAACCCAGGAAACGAGCUUAUGCAGAGUUCUAUAAAAACUAUGAUGCUAUGAAGGACUUUGAAGCCAUGAAGGCAGCUGGUGUGUUUGAGUGUGCACCACCCAAAUGAUGAUCCCAUUUAGUCCAAGGAGACCUGAUGACCGAACCUUAUUUGUUCACUGAAUUGAGAAGUGUAAUGCACUUCAGUGCAUGGCACGCUCUGAUGUAACUAACUAAAUAAAAUACGUAUGUCAGUGGCA